This is a messenger RNA of Colletotrichum navitas, 1516 nucleotides long. RefSeq names its product inositol monophosphatase. Bases 490 to 1470 code for a protein of 326 amino acids. Gene Ontology annotation, molecular function: inositol monophosphate 1-phosphatase activity. The record is from RefSeq and is a predicted model, not a curated record. NCBI's taxonomy places the organism in Eukaryota, Fungi, Ascomycota, Sordariomycetes, Glomerellales, Glomerellaceae. The transcript is spliced from 6 exons. Gene Ontology annotation, biological process: inositol metabolic process; signal transduction; phosphatidylinositol phosphate biosynthetic process.
CUGCAGCUCGGGAGUCGAGCGCCAGCAACUCACUCACUCAUCCAAAUACUCAUUCAAACACUCACUCAGAUGUCCGGCCCUCAAGCUCCUGCGGAUUUCCACAGGCUUCAGGUACCGAGGAACCUUUGGGUGAUGCGCUGGGCCCACCCUUGUCUUUAGGGACUUUAGGGGUCACCCCUCAGGCUCCUGAGAGCAGGGAGCCCAUGCGGAGACUCCCCGCUGAUGGGAGACCGGACGUCAUCCGCAGUGCUUCCGCGCCCGCCAUCUUUCGGUUGGCGGCGGCCCAGUCAAGGGUUUCUGACAAACCAAACUGAACCCGGCCCGACAACGGAUUGACAGGUUCGUUCAUGUUUGUGCCGUUACACUCCUCUCGCUAUUAUUCCCUCUCCUUUCUGACUCUUCGGUUCACUGACUCUCUCCCAUUCUCACCUCCUUUGGCCCCCGUUUUUAUCCUCCCAAGAGAUAAGUCGUUGCAAGAAAACCCCCACGAUGGCGGAAAUCAGCGACACCGAGCUCCGCGAAAUCUACGACUUUGCCGUCCAAUUGGGUAAAGAGGCCGGCAACCUGCUCAUGACGGCGGCCAAGUCGAGAUGGGGAACCGGAGGGGGACAGCAGGCCUUCACAGAGAAGGACAACUCGGUCGACCUGGUGACCAAGACGGACACAGAGGUUGAAGCUUUCAUUCGCACAUCCGUCGCAAACAAGUACCCCAGCCACAACUUCCUCGGCGAAGAGACCUACUCGGCCGGCGCAUCCCGCGAAUACCUCGUCGACGACAGCCCGACGUGGAUCGUCGACCCUCUCGACGGCACCGUCAACUUCACCCACCUCUUCCCCAUGUUCUGCGUCUCUAUCGGCUUCGCCGUCAAAGGGAAGCCCGUCAUCGGCGUCAUCAAUGCGCCCUUCUUGAACCAGACCUUCUCCGCGUGCAAAGGCCACGGCGCCUGGAUGAACGAGACGCAGAGGCUGCCCCUCGUUCCAAGCCCGCUGCCGGCCAACGCGCCCAGCGGAUGUGUCUUCUCGUGCGAGUGGGGAAAGGAUCGCCGGGACACGCCGGACGGCAACAUGCACCGAAAGGUCGAGAGUUUCAUGAACAUGGCAGCCGAGCGCGGAGGGAGAGGCGGAAAGGGCGGCAUGGUGCACGGCAUGAGGAGCCUGGGAAGUGCGACUCUGGAUCUGGCGUACACAGCAAUGGGAUCGUUCGAUAUCUGGUGGGAAGGCGGGUGCUGGGAGUGGGACGUCGCCGCAGGAUUCGCCAUCCUCGAGGAGGCCGGAGGUCUGGUGACGGUAGCGAACCCGCCCGAAGACACGAGCAUCAUCCCAGAGGCGAAGCUGGGCGGCAGACUCUAUCUUGCCAUCCGGCCCGCAGCAGCAACCGAUACUGAGACAGCACGCCAGGCACAGGAGAGAGUCGUGCGGGAGACGUGGAAGCGAGUGAGAAACCUUGACUAUUCGAGGCCCGGAGUGUAGAUUCUAUAAACAGAGAGAGAGAAAGAGAAAGAGAGAAAGAGAGAGA